Brassica napus (rape) is the source of this 4090-nucleotide messenger RNA. RefSeq names its product glutamate receptor 3.2. Gene Ontology annotation, cellular component: plasma membrane. Lineage: Eukaryota; Viridiplantae; Streptophyta; Magnoliopsida; Brassicales; Brassicaceae. The coding region runs from base 1052 to 3790 and encodes 912 amino acids. Gene Ontology annotation, molecular function: glutamate-gated receptor activity. The transcript is spliced from 10 exons. The record is from RefSeq and is a predicted model, not a curated record.
CAUGAACUGUUAAGUAAUCAAAUCCUUACCCUUUUAUCUUGAAAAAUAAGAAAGUAAUAAAAUCCCACUAGAAAGUUUGCAACUUUACCCCAAGUCUUCUUCAAGCAUACCCACUCGUUCUUCCCCUGUUUCUCAUUCCUUUCUUCCAGCUAGAUUUUUUGCGCUGUCCCUGAAGAAUCUGUAAUGACCCCAAACAUUGUCCAAAUGUCAAGUUUCUUUUUUCUUUUAGAGAGAGAGAGAGAGAGAGAGAGCUCACCAAGAGUCCUCGCCGGAGCCACCGCACGCCAGGACGUUGCCAAGCUCGUCAUCACCAUCAACCGCAGCUCGAGUUAAUCUCGUGCAUUCAAGACCACCAUCGUGUUCCUCUCGUCGAGACGAAGCCGUAGACACCAACCACGCCUCAAUCGGAGCCCGGACGAAGCCUCACGCGCUUUCGGAAGUUCGCCUCUGCGCGCGCGUGAGUUCCACGCGCCGCCGCCGGACCACCGUCCUCCGCCGCAGCGCCGCCGCCGGACCACCGUCCCCCGCCGCCGGAAUACCGCCGUCGCCGCCGACAACCGCCGCCGGAAUAUCGCCGUCGCCGCCGGUGACCGACACCGGUGACUCGCCGGCGACUCGGUCAACUCGGCCGAGUCAACUCAAUAUGGAGUCUAUUUGAGCAGCUGGAGUUCAUAGACAACACUUUUCUAUUGCUAAGGUGAGACAAACAAGUAUGUGAUAUUUGGACGGACUUGGUGCUAUUGGACUUUUCUUUCGGAUUUUAUUUGGGCAUGGGUGAGAGUUGUCGGGUUUAUGGGCUUUUAUAUUACGGGAUAUUGUUGGUGGCCCGUCGUCCUUAGUGUCAGGGAGACGGGUGUCACAUUGUUGUAUGAUGACGCGUCGGGGGUGACACGCUGUCCUCCAUAUAGGAGGUGACGGGUGUCACAGAAUCUUUCCUUUUUUUUUUAAAGGAUGGUUUUGGUUUGGGGUUUGGCAUCUCUCUGCCACUAGUUCCUUGCCAAGCGUUUGUCUUCCCUUAUAUGUUUGAGGAACUGAUUAAGAGCCAAAAGCAAUGUUUUGGGUUUUGGCUCUGUUGAGCAGCUUCAUUGUUCUUAGUGGUGAUGGACUACUUUCAGAGGGAGCUUCUUCAAGGCCACACGAUAUUAACGUUGGAGCAAUCUUCAGUCUAAGCACUUUAUACGGUCAAGUCGCAGAUAUCGCCAUGAAAGCUGCCGAGGAAGACGUAAACUCCGAUCCCACCUUCCUUAAUGGAUCUAAACUGCGUAUACUGAUGUAUGACGCCAAGCGCAACGGCUUCCUCAGCAUCAUGAAAGCAUUGCAAUUCAUGGAGACUGAUUCUGUAGCUAUCAUCGGUCCUCAGACAUCAAUCAUGGCUCACGUACUCUCUUACCUAGGCAACGAGCUCCACGUCCCCAUGUGCUCAUUCACAGCGUUAGACCCAAGUCUCUCCCCUCUCCAGUUCCCUUUCUUCGUCCAGACAGCCCCCAGCGACCUCUUCCUGAUGCGGGCCGUCGCGGAGAUGAUCACCUACUACGGCUGGUCUGAUGUCAUUGCGUUGUACAACGACGACGACAACAGCAGGAACGGUGUAACAUCCUUAGGAGACGAGCUCGAAGGGAGACGAUGCAAGAUCUCUUACAAGGCCGUGCUUCCUCUUGACGUGGUUAUCGAGAGUCCACGCGAGAUCGUCGAUGAGCUGGUUAAGAUUCAGGGGAUGGAGUCACGCGUGAUUAUUGUCAACACGUUUCCUAAAACUGGUAGGAUGAUUUUUAAGGAGGCCAAGAGGCUUGGGAUGAUGGGGAGAGGGUAUGUGUGGAUAGCUACCACUUGGAUGACUUCUCUGUUGGAUUCGGCUAACCCUCUGUCUCUUCCCAAGGUGGCUAAGUCUCUUACAGGAGUGCUGACGCUUCGCAUCCACACUCCUGAGUCGAGAAAGAAGAGAGACUUCGCGGCAAGGUGGAAGAAGCUGAGCAAUGGGACUGUUGGGUUAAAUGUUUAUGGACUCUAUGCGUAUGACACGGUCUGGAUCAUCGCUAGAGCUGUCAAGAGUCUUCUUGACAGCGGAGCGAACAUCUCCUUCUCUAGCGACUCGAGGCUAAACCACUUGAAGGGAGGGACAUUGAAUCUAGCUGCGUUGAGCAUGUUUGAUCAAGGACAACAGUUUCUUGAUUAUAUAGUGGAGACGAAGAUGUCGGGUGUUACAGGUCGGGUACAGUUUCUCCCCGACAGAUCGAUGAUUCAGCCUGCGUACGACAUUAUAAACGUGGUCGGCGACGGGCUGAGGCAGAUAGGGUACUGGUCGAACCACUCUGGGCUCUCUGUUAUACCUCCCGAGCUGCUGUUCAGCAAGCCUUCGAACCGUUCGAGCUCAAACCAGCAUCUGAAGAAUGUGACCUGGCCUGGUGGAGGUUCUGUUACGCCGCGUGGAUGGGUGUUUCCUAACAACGGGAGGAGGCUGCGCAUCGGUGUGCCUAAUAGAGCGAGCUUUAAGGACUUUGUGUCUAGGGUCAACGGAAGCAACCAGAUAGAUGGGUACUCCAUUAAUGUCUUUGAAGCUGCGGUAAAACUGCUUUCUUAUCCGGUUCCUCAUGAGUUUGUCCUUUUUGGAGACGGUCUCAAGAACCCAAACUACAAUGAUCUUGUCAACAAUCUCACUAAAGGGGUGUUUGAUGCUGUGGUGGGAGACAUAGCGAUUGUUACAAAGAGAACAAGGAUUGUGGAUUUCACUCAGCCAUACAUAGAAUCAGGGCUUGUGGUGGUUGCUCCUGUUACAAAGCUAAAUGAUACUCCUUGGGCGUUCUUACGCCCUUUUACUCCUCCAAUGUGGGCUGUUACAGCAGCUUUUUUCCUCAUCGUUGGAUCAGUGAUAUGGAUUCUUGAACAUAGAAUCAACGAUGAGUUUCGUGGACCUCCAAGGAGACAAAUUGUUACUAUACUCUGGUUCAGCUUCUCAACGAUGUUUUUCUCCCACAGAGAGAAUACAGUGAGCACACUAGGCCGUAUCGUGUUGCUCAUCUGGCUUUUUGUGGUUCUGAUCAUCACCUCAAGCUACACAGCUAGUCUCACAUCCAUUCUCACAGUUCAACAGCUCAACUCACCGAUCAAAGGGGUAGACACACUCAUAAGAAGCAGCGGACGCGUUGGGUUUCAGGUAGGUUCUUAUGCCGAAAACUACAUGAUUGAUGAGCUAAACAUCGCCAGAUCAAGACUAGUGGCACUAGGCUCUCCAAAAGAAUACGCUACAGCUCUUCAGAACGGGACUGUCGCUGCGAUAGUGGAUGAACGCCCUUACGUUGACCUCUUCCUCUCAGAGUUCUGUGGGUUUGCCAUUAGAGGCCAAGAGUUCACAAGAAGCGGCUGGGGGUUUGCAUUCCCAAGAGACUCUCCGUUAGCAGUUGACAUGUCAACGGCUAUCUUAGGUCUAUCGGAAACAGGGAAGCUUCAGAAGAUACACGACAAGUGGCUUUCAAAGUCCAACUGCAGUAACCUGAACGGUUCGCAGUCAGAUGAUGAUCCAGAACAGCUUAAGCUCCGUAGCUUCUGGGGGUUAUUCCUCCUGUGUGGGAUUGCUUGUUUCAUCGCCCUCUUUAUCUACUUCUUCAUGAUAGUCCGUGACUUUUGUAACCACCACAAGAAGCCUGAGGAAGAAGAAGCUACAGUUCCUUCACCAGAAGGGUCACGUUCUAAAACACUGCAGACUUUUCUAGCUUAUUUCGAUGAAAAGGAAGCCGAGUCCAACAGAAGGUUGAAACGUAAACGGAACGAUGAUCUUUCAGUAAAGUCUUCUUGACCAAUGUGAUGGAUCUAAUCAUUACUCAAGCAAGCCCAUCUUCUUCAGAGAUCAAAGAUGAUGCAGUGAAGAAAUAUGCAGACAACAUACCUCAUACGUUUAGUAGUAAGGACGGGAUUUUGACAAAAGUAUAUGGAACAUUUUUAACACUAUAUGUAUAUAUUAGUGCAUAACCAUAAAGUAUAUAUAUUAAUGGCAAUGCAUAACAUAAAGCUGCAAGACAAAGCUUAAGCUGUAUUGUAUAAUCUUACAGAAGAAAAACUUUACAUCUCCCUUUAUCUUUCGAGUUUUAUUUUUUAA